GGUUGGGAAGGGCCUCCAGCUGCCCCUUCUAUAAGAGGCUGGGUUUUGCACUGGGUCUCUCCUGUCCACUGCCAUAUUCAGCAGCAUCAUCAUUGGCAUCAUGCUGAGAAUCCUGUGCCUCAGCUGGGCCCUGGCUCUGGCUCUGGCAUACCCCUUGGGCCACGGUGACAGCAAGUUCAACCACACAGGCAGCAAUUGGCACCAUAUGGGCUCUCAUCCUUCGUCCAGUGACCCAGAGCUUGGGCAACGCUGUGGUGAGGAGGGCUUUGAUGCCAUCACGCUGGAUGAAAACGGGGCCAUGCUCUUCUUCCAAGGGGAUUUGGUCUGGAAGGGGUUCCACCAGGCAGCCGAGCCCAUCAAUGCCUCCUGGCCAGAGAUUCAGGGCCCGAUUGAUGCCGCCCUGAGGAUUCACCACCUGGAUCAUCCGGACAUUCAUGACAACGUCUACCUCUUCCAGGGCCAACGCCUCUGGGCCUAUACCAACGGCAAGCUGAAGCCCAACUACCCACGGCAGAUUGAGGAUGAGUUCAAACGGGUGCCCAGGGACCUGGACGCGGCUGUGGAGUGCCACUCCAAGGAGUGUGCAGAUGAGACUCUCCUCUUCUUCAAGGGCUCCACCAUCCUGGCCUAUGACCUGAAGACCAAGCAGGUGAAGCAGCGGAACUGGCCAGCCGUGGCCAACUGCUCUGCGGCUGUCCGCUGGCAGGAGCGCUACUACUGCUUCCAGGGUGUCCGCUUCCUGCGCUUUGACCCGGUUACAGGCCAUGUGCCUCCCAACUAUCCACGGGAUGCCAGGGACUAUUUCAUGCGUUGCCCUGGCAGAGGCCAUGGGCAUGAAGCUCGGAGAAAUGCCACUCUCCAGGCCAUCUUAGACCCUUGCAGUGGCUACCCCUUCCGGGCCUUCUCCUCUGAUGAUGCCGGGCGGAUCUAUGCCUUCCGAGAGGGCCACUACUUCCGUGUGGACUCUGCCCGGGAUGGCUGGCAUGCUUGGCCCCUCAGCCACACCUGGAAGGAGCUGGAGGGAGAGGUGGAUGCGGCUUUCAGUUGGGAGAACAAGCUCUAUCUGAUCCAGGGCUCCCAGGUGUCCAUCUACCUGGCUGAGCAGGGCUACCGCCGCGUGGAGGGCUACCCUCGGCCUGUCCAGGAGGAGCUGGGAGUCUCCGGGGCUGAUGCCACCUUCACGUGCCCCCACUCCAAGGACCUCUAUGUCAUUCAAGAUAACCAUCUUCACCAUGUGGACCUGACACAGAGCCCCCGUCGUCCAGACUCCCCCAUCCUCAUCCCCCACGAUCGGGUGGACAGUGCCCUGUGCACCAAUAAGGGGCUCUUCCUUUUCUAUGGAGCUGAUGUCUACCAUUACACCGAUGUUGCUCAGCUAUGUGCUGCCAAGGCCCCUGCUCCAACCCAGAACGUUACCACCACCUUUCUCAAGUGUCCCAUGGCCCCAAAAAGUACAGGGGUGCAUGGGGGUCCGAAGCGCCCUCCUCACUGAGGAGCCUGGUGAUAGCUGGGGGGCCACCCUGUGCUCUGUGGCCAUUUCCCCCAUGGUUAAUAAACCUUUUGCCUUUUUUUUUACCAUG
Sceloporus undulatus (fence lizard) is the source of this 1580-nucleotide messenger RNA. It is a transcript of the gene HPX, whose product is annotated as hemopexin. Bases 101 to 1492 code for a protein of 463 amino acids. The transcript is spliced from 10 exons. The record is from RefSeq and is a predicted model, not a curated record. NCBI's taxonomy places the organism in Eukaryota, Metazoa, Chordata, Lepidosauria, Squamata, Phrynosomatidae.